Messenger RNA from Hyla sarda, 5709 nucleotides. It is a transcript of the gene PDGFRA, whose product is annotated as platelet derived growth factor receptor alpha. Lineage: Eukaryota; Metazoa; Chordata; Amphibia; Anura; Hylidae. Bases 585 to 3857 code for a protein of 1090 amino acids. Gene Ontology annotation, cellular component: signaling receptor complex. The transcript has 23 exons. Gene Ontology annotation, biological process: multicellular organism development; protein phosphorylation; positive regulation of kinase activity. Gene Ontology annotation, molecular function: platelet-derived growth factor alpha-receptor activity; ATP binding; platelet-derived growth factor binding. The record is from RefSeq and is a predicted model, not a curated record.
CUGAAAACAUCAGGGGUUAACCUCAUAGGCCAACUAUGUAAUCCUGUAGUAAGUGUAAUGCUUAGGAGAAAAGAGUCCAACAAGAUUUUGGCAGUCUAACUUUGGAUCUACCCCUUGGAAUACUACUACCUCUUGAUGUUGAGGAGCCAUCUACUGAAGAUCUUCUGUGUAAAGGCUCCUCAAGAAAAAAAAGAACUUUCCAAUGAGGAUUCUCUGGAUCUACAAGGAGAAGUUGCUUUGCUGGAGCUGAGUAGAUGAUUUCAUGCAUUGGGAAGAUCUCAGGAAGCACUACCUCUGCCUGGAGUUCCUGUGGAUGCUUCUUCUUCUUUAAGGCUCGCAUGCACAUUCCACUUUGGGGCAUAAUCGAUUUGCGGCUAAUGACAACCACAUUGUGAAGCGCCUUCUAUAGGUUGUGGAAGGUGGAUUUCUGGAAAUCAGAGCUGGAUUGGAACUUUUUUUUCUCUCUCUCUCCAAGAUUUGAGGAUUGUUUUCCAUUUCUUUAGGAGUGAUCUCAUGUAAAUAAUACACCAGGGAAAGCAUCAACUAUUAGGGGUCCCACCUAAAAUCUAAGUUCCAAAAAAAUUAUGGCCCAAGCCACAAGGACGUUCCCUUUAUUGGGAUGUGUCCUGUUCUUAGGUCCGUGGCUUAUCUGUGGUCAGCUUCCCUUACCUGUAAUCUUUCCAGCAAAAAAUGAAACAGUCAUACAGUUGCACGAUUCCUUUACCAUAAGGUGUACCGGGGAUAGUGAACUCAGCUGGGAUCACCCCGUCUGGGUCGAUGAUGAGAAUGAAGCUAACAAUAUCAUCAUUCGAAGUGAAGAAAACAACAGUGGCCAAUUUGUAUCUGUGCUAGAAGUGAAGAACGCUUCUGCCCAUUAUACCGGAACCUACAACUGUUAUUACAUUGACAUCCGGGGCGAGGUCAACGAGAACGAAGGCACAGAAAUAUAUGUUUAUGUUCCAGAUCCUGAAGUGCCCUUUGUCCGAUCUGUCAUGUUUGACCACAUCAUUUUAGUAUCAGAAGAUGAAAUUGCCACUAUUGCUUGCCGGAUCACCGAUCCCAACAUCCACGUGACUUUAAGGAACAAAGAUGAAGACAAAAUUGUAGAUGCCUUCUAUGACAGCAAGCUAGGCUUUCUUGGGAUUUUCCCAACUGCAACAUAUGUCUGUGAAGCAACAGUCAAUGGCGUGGUCUUCAAGACUGAAGAUUUUAUAGUGCAAACGUGGAAAGCAAAUAAAAACAUCAGUGUGGAAAUGCAGACAACAAAGACAGUUUUCAGAUCAGGAGAAACCAUCACUAUUUCCUGCAUCGUCCUAGACAAUGAAGUUGUUAAUUUGGCAUGGAAUUAUCCAGGGCAGCACAGAGGAGUCGGUGACAAGAAAGUUGAAGAAACCAAAGUUCCUAAGCAGAAGCUGGAAUACACCCUUACCAUACCCAAUGCAACAGUCCUGGAUUCUGGGGAAUAUGAGUGUAUGGUCACCAGUGCUAUGGAGGAUAUUACAGAAGUAAAAAAGGUCAACAUGACGGUUCAUGAUAAAGGGUUUAUAAAUCUGAGCCCUCAUUUUGGAUCACUGGAAUUUGCCAACCUUCACGAAGUGAAGAGUUUCUCAGUGGAUGUUCACGCUUAUCCAAGCCCCAAAAUGUUCUGGUUAAAGGACAAUGUAACAUUAAACAGGAGCCUGACAGAGAUCACCACCAGCACACUUGCCACAGAGGAAACUCGGUAUAUAACCAUGCUGCAGCUCAUACGUGCCAAGGAAGAAGACAAUGGUCUUUACACCCUCGUGGCCCAAAAUGAUGCAGAAAUUAAAACAUACUCAUUUGAACUGCAAAUUAAAGUCCCGGCAUUGAUUUUACAAUUGGAUGAUCACCAUGGAUCAACGGGUCAACAGGCUGUGGAGUGUCUGGCUAAAGGGAUGCCUAUUCCUGGUGUGGAAUGGCUGGUCUGCAAAGAUAUAAAAAAGUGCAAUAAUGAUUCCUCCUGGUCCAAUCUGGUAACUAACGGUACAGAGAUCAGCAUGGAGACCCAUCAGGAGAAUGACAACACAGUAAAGAGCGAAGUCACCUUCAAGAAAGUGGAGGAGACAGUGGCAAUUCGCUGUGUAGCAAAGAAUGAUCUUGCUGCUGUUACAAGGGAGCUGAAGCUGGUUGCACCUUUUCUACGCUCAGAACUGACUGUAGCAGCUGCAGUGCUCGUGUUGCUGGUGAUCGUCAUCAUAUCUCUCAUAGUCCUAGUCAUCAUAUGGAAACAGAAACCAAGGUAUGAAAUUAGAUGGCGAGUCAUAGAGUCGAUAAGCCCUGAUGGUCAUGAAUAUAUCUAUGUAGACCCAAUGCAACUGCCUUACGAUUCACGCUGGGAAUUUCAAAGAGAUGGACUUGUUCUCGGACGAAUCCUCGGAUCAGGAGCCUUUGGCAAAGUAGUGGAAGGCACUGCAUAUGGACUUAGUCGUUCACAGCCUGUGAUGAAAGUGGCUGUAAAAAUGCUGAAGCCCACUGCUAGAACAAGUGAGAAACAGGCUCUUAUGUCUGAACUGAAGAUAAUGACACAUCUUGGAGCUCAUCUGAACAUAGUGAACUUACUGGGAGCAUGCACCAAGUCAGGGCCUAUUUAUAUUAUUACUGAAUACUGUUUUUAUGGGGAUCUGGUGAAUUACCUGCACAAGAAUCGGGAUAAUUUUCAAACUCGACACCCAGAGAAACCAAAGAAAGAUCUUGAUAUCUUUGGUCUAAACCCAGUUGAUGAAAGCACAAGGAGCUAUGUGAUUUUAUCUUUUGAAAAUAAUGGUGACUAUAUGGACAUGAAGCAGGCUGAUACCACCCAAUAUGUACCUAUGUUGGAGAUGAAUGAAGCAUCCAAGUAUUCUGACAUUCAGAGAUCUCUGUAUGACCGCCCUGCGUCUUACAAGAAAAAGCCUAUGUCAGAAGUGAAAAACCUCCUGUCGGAUGAUGGAUUUGAUGGCCUAACUCUACUGGAUUUACUGAGUUUCACAUACCAGGUUGCCCGCGGCAUGGAGUUUUUAGCAUCUAAGAAUUGUGUACACCGUGACUUGGCAGCUCGCAACGUCCUGCUGGCACAAGGGAAAAUUGUGAAGAUCUGUGACUUUGGUCUAGCCAGAGACAUCAUGCAUGAUUCCAAUUACGUAUCAAAGGGCAGUACUUUCCUUCCAGUGAAGUGGAUGGCACCAGAAAGUAUCUUCGACAAUCUCUACACAACUCUGAGUGAUGUCUGGUCAUUCGGGAUCCUGCUCUGGGAGAUAUUCUCUCUUGGUGGCACACCAUACCCGGGGAUGGUUGUAGACUCUACAUUCUAUAACAAGAUAAAAAGUGGCUACAGAAUGGCAAAACCCGAUCAUGCUACUCAUGAAGUGUAUGACAUUAUGGUGAAGUGCUGGAACAGCGAGCCAGAGAAAAGACCCUCUUUCUAUCAUUUGAGUGAAAUAGUUGAAAGCCUUCUUCCUGGGGAAUACAAAAAGUGUUAUGAGACAGUUCUUCAUGACUUCCUAAGAAGUGACCAUCCUGCCGUCACUCGAAUGCGAAGUGAUAGCGACAAUUCUUACAUCGGCGUGACCUACAAGAAUGAGCAUAAAAUGAAGGACAGAGAAAGCGGCUUCGAUGAGCAGAGACUUAGUGCUGACAGCGGCUACAUCAUUCCCCUGCCAGACAUUGAUCCAGUUUCAGAGGAUGAGACCAGCAAGAGAAACAGGCACAGCUCCCAAACAUCUGAUGAAAGUGCAAUUGAGACAGGAUCCAGCAGCUCCACAUUUGUCAAGAGAGAGGACGAGACCAUUGAAGACAUCGAGAUGAUGGAUGACAUUGGUAUAGAUUCGUCAGAUCUAGUUGAGGACAGUUUCCUUUAAGAUACCUGUGUCUCAAUUUAUUUUACUAACCACGUCAUGAAAUCAUACAGGAAAGACAGUGAAGUCCAGGGAUUCUAUUUUUUUACUCAGAAAAACCACUUUGUUGCAAUGAACAACAUGAGAUUGAGCAAUUUGCUUUGCCAACCAUCCACCAAGAGCACGGGUACCAGCAAGGAAUUAUCGCCUGUUACUGAGGCCCCAAUUCUGAACUCAUCCCAGUGCAUUUUAUCAAGCGGUACAUCUUAGCAUCUCAGUAUAUUUUUCCUAUAUAUAUUUUUUUUACAUUUUGUGGUUGGACAUGAGAACAGUAGGUUUGUACUUUAAGGGCAUUCUUGACUCCAACAGACAUCAACCUGCAGCUGAAUUUCACCAAUGUAUUUAUGUAAAUAGUGAAGAAAUGGACAUAUUAUUUGGACUAAACUACAAGAGACCACUCGAGAAUAUUCUAUGUGCUAUAUUUUGUACCAGGAGCUGCUGUUAUACAAUUGUCAAAGACUUUACAAACCACUUAAAGGGACUGAAGACAUCUCAGAAUAAAUGCAUUUCUUCAAAGAUGCAAAUGGACACAGGAUGGGAGGAUGUCUAUGCCCCAUCCUAAAUGUUGUUUUGUGCAAGUAAUUCAAAUAUCAGUAUUAAUACUAGAUGAAUUUUUAUAAAUCAUCAAGAGUUAUUGUUUCUAAUCCAACUGACUUUAAGGACUACCUUAACUAACAGGAAGCUGUGGGUAUUUUUCUGUGCAUUAAUACGGUACUUCUUACAGAUCUUUUAAUAUGUAACCGAACUGACUUUGGAUUUAGCAGAAAAGUAUUGACCACUAGCGUCUCCAUAGAAAAGACAGCGUUGACUAGAUUGUGAUUUGUUCUAGCAUAGUAUUUUUAAACCCUUAACUACAUAGAUAUAUGUCAUAUUUUUUAAGGAGGACUGGAUUAAUCUCCAUCAACUAUACUAGUAGAACCUAUAACACAAACUGGUAUUGUUAGUGUAUGCUUCUACCCAGCAAAUGUAUUUCUCUGCUGCGGAUUAGCCGCGCAUCCGCUUUCUAUGAACAUGACAUUAACGGUUACAUAGCUAAAGGCAAAAUAAAGCACUAACCCACUGUGCUUUCGCCCUAACUAUCAAAAGUUUGUCUCAGGAGCUUACAAAAAAAAAAGUCUGACUCCUCCAAGACUCAAUAAAUUCCCAUUAGGGUAGAUUUCCACUUAAUUAUAAAUUUCCCCCCCAAAAUUGCCUAAAAUGCCACCCUGUGUCAAUAGGGAUUUAUGAAAUACCAUAUUUUUUUUAGUUAUUAGGGUAGAUUUCCACUUGGUUAUUUAUUUUUUCCCAAAAAAUGGCCCAAAAUUCCGCACUGUGUCAAUCGGGAUUUAUGAAACACCAUAUUUUUUUUUUAGUUAUAUAGUUUAUAGUUUGUUUUUUUUUUACUCCUCUUUGGCGUUUUUCAUCAUUUUUGGGCUUAGUGUGCGAUUUUCAAAAAUCGCAGCAUGUUGAGACUAUGGCGUUUUUUUUUCUUUCUAUGAAAUCAUGGCGUUUCUCUCUCUCAUAGAAGUCGAAAAAAAACACCAUUAAAAACACAAAGCGGGUUUAACAUUGGUGUUUUGUUCUGGAGCUUUUACUUCUUUUUUUUUUUUUUAUUAAGAGUUAAAAAAAAAAAAAAAAAGGGGUGGACACAGGAACAGGAAAAACUGCCAAAGCAAAAAAAAAAACAAAUUUCCACACAAAGGCAAAAAUGUCAGGAAAAUGGUAAAAAAAAACGCAGUGGCGGUGUUUUUAUUUUUUGAGCCAAAAAAUCAAGUGGAAAUCUAGUCUUAGUCAAGAAUUUUUUUUUUAAAUUUCAAAUAUGGGGGCUUAAUUUUUU